Molecule: messenger RNA, 1080 nt
Organism: Clonostachys byssicola
Lineage: Eukaryota; Fungi; Ascomycota; Sordariomycetes; Hypocreales; Bionectriaceae
Source: the annotation of a GenBank genome assembly
AUGGCUGCUAGCCCAUUCAUUCCGACCAUUGACGCCAGGGUCACAGCUUCUGUCAACGUGGAGAAUCUUGCGACCAGACUGCCCGAGAUUGGCUCCUUAAAGCCCCCUUCCGAUCAAGGCAACUUGCCUUGGAUUCAAUGGAACGACAUCCUUACUGAAUCCGACUCCUCGGCCGACCAGUUGCGAGCUUGGAUGGUUUACUUAGUCUAUUUGAGAGAGGCUAUACAUUGGGAUGCCAACGACCACCAGGAGAUGAGACAGUAUUUGGCCGUCAGACGACUAUACCAGUUGAAGGGCCUGAACCGCCUGGCGCCCAGCCGUACUCAACAAUACUGCGUUGCAAACGCCAAGGAAGAGAACUUCACUCUAUCUAUUGGUCAUUUACUAAAGACACUCUUCCCUAAGCACCCAGUGAUUGAAUUCUGGGCGCUUCACCGUCGUGUUUACCCUGGAGUUCCUGCAGGUGUAUCCCGAACAAAAGAAUCAGCGGAGGUGACUGGGGGAGCCGCAAACCCGAUAGAAUUGGGAUUUGAUGGCCUCGAUACCGAAACCAGCCUGGCUUCAAGAUCUCAAGAUAUCGGAAUAGAUUCGUAUCUCAAUGAGAUCCCGACUCAUCUCAUGAGCGAGCAAACUGCUUCCUGCGGCUCAUAUCCUACCCCCAUUUCAAUGAACUCAUACCAACACGUCGAAGACUCCAACCCACUUACCUGUGGUAUGACAUGGAGGGUUGGCGAGGCAGAAAGGAAAAUCGACAUCACAACCUUGGAUGUGACGAUGACUGGGCCUAAUCACAUACCUGGCGGAUCACCCCCGCUGCAGCAGCAGAAACAGCACAAAGUCAUUGCCUUGCCAGUGGGAACGGGGAGCCGGACUAAAGCAAUUCUGAAACACCCUCUUGUGGAAUUCCUUCUGUUUCAAACCGCCUCGCUCAAGUGGGAAGUUCGUGAGCUGCAAGCGAACGAUGAAACUGCCGAUGGGGGAGUUGUCAAGCUUCGGAGGGAAUCCGAUGGGUCAAGUGUCAGGCGAUGUGAACAUGGAAGCAUCAUUAGCAAAGUGAGGGCAGCUUUGGCCUACAUCUGA